This is a messenger RNA of Chara braunii, 4756 nucleotides long. The record is from the annotation of a GenBank genome assembly. NCBI's taxonomy places the organism in Eukaryota, Viridiplantae, Streptophyta, Charophyceae, Charales, Characeae.
CCGCCGCUCGAGCACUGCCCAUGGUCUAUCUCUUCCGUCUCGCUCUCCUGACACAUCGGUGCUACUUGGCAUUCUGCGCACCGAAGCGCUUCUGGAAUUGUGCGCUCGCGCGCUGAUAUAUCAUCGCGGCUGCGGAUGUGUGGAAUGUCAGCCAUUGCACGUUCGUAAGAACUCCUGGCUUCCUGUGCGCGGCGGCCAUCACCACGGAGACGUGUUUCUUCCCUAUCACUCCUGCGACGCUGCGGAACAGAGUGAGGAGCCGGAGCGCAGGCAGUGAGAGUUGUUUAUUAUUGAGAUUUGCAGGAGUAGUCGACGUUGCACCGCCGGUAGGUUUGUACGCGAUUUUGUGUUGUUGGCGUGAUCGAGGGCAGUGGCUAUGGCUGAACCUGGCGCUAACGGAGUGAAGGCUACGGGCUCGAAAUAUGACCAUCAUGGGUUGGCGUUCGCGACGCGCGCUCUCCAUUUCCAGGACGAGAACGAUCCGUACGGUGCGAAGAACGCUCCCAUUUACCUGACGGCCACUUUCAAGCUUCCCUCCGUGACGAAGGCUGGUUCGUUUCUGUAUUCGCGGUUCGACAACCCGACGAGAUCGACGCUGGAGAAGCACAUUGCUCGGCUUCACGACGCGGACCGCGCGUUUUGCUUCUCGACGGGAAUGGCGGCUCUGACGACGGUGAUGCAGAUGGUGGAGGUCGGCGACGAGAUCGUGGCGGAUGACGACAUCUACGGCGGGACCGACAGGCUGCUCACCAGCCUCGUCACCCGGUGGGGCGUGACGGUGAAGCGCGCCAACACCAGCAAUCUGAACGAGAUUCGCGCGGCUGUGACGCCGAAGACGAAGCUCGUGUUCCUGGAGAUCGCGACGAACCCUCUGCUGCAGAUCACGGACAUCGCCGCCAUCUCGGAGAUCGCGCACAGGACCGGCGCGCUGGUCGUGGUGGACAACAGCAUCAUGUCGUCGGCGCUGUCGAGGCCGUUGGAUCACGGCGCGGACAUCGUGAUGGAGUCGCUGACGAAGUUCAUGUCCGGGCACAGCGACGUGAUGGGCGGCUUCCUGGCGGUCAGGGGCGAGCAGCUCGCCAAGGACAUCCACUUCCUCCAGUCCGCGGAGGGCGCGUGUCUGAGCCCGUUCGACAGCUUCAUGAUCUUGAGGGGCAUGCAGACAUUGUCUUUGCGAGUAGAGAAGGCCCAGGAGAACGCGCAGGCCAUCGCGGAGUGGCUGGUGAAGCAUCCGCUUGUGAAGAAGGUGCUCUAUCUGGGCCUGCCCGGCUUCCCAGACAGGGAUCUCCAUUUCAAGCAGUGCUCCGGGCCGGGAUCGGUGCUCUGCUUCACCACGGGAGACGUGGAGAUGUCGAAGCUGGUGGCGGACGGCACUGAGGUCUUCCAGAAGACGGUGAGCUUCGGCAGCGUGGGCUCGCUCAUCAGCUUGCCGUGCUUCAUGUCGCACGCCGCGGUUCCGAAGCCCGUGCGAGAGGCCAGGGGUUUGCCUGACGAUCUCGUCCGGCUGGGUGUCGGGAUCGAGUUCGUCGGCGACCUCAUAAACGACCUGGAUCACUCGUUCAAACUAGCCAUGGCCAAGCUUGGAGGAAAGGAGGCUCCCAAGUACGAGCCCAGUGCGCCUAAGUCAUUCGUAUACAAGCCCCGCUUCCAGUAGCACUUCAAACGGUGGGUUUCCUACCCUUCGCGGUUUCCUUUUUCGGCCUUGCGUCCCGACUACUUGUGUGCAGGAUAGUCUUACCGAUCCCUGGGUGUAGUGCUGGCGACGCUGGUGUCGGUGUAAUGUCCAGUUGGGAGUGCGUUUUGUUAUGAUGCUGUCCGCGUAUAGCGAAGCACCCAAGGAGUCCUUAUUUUUUUAGGGCUCGGGGAUCUUCGGACAGAACUGUAUGCUCGAGAUGAUAGAGAAGGAAGGUAGAGAGGUGGGCGUCGUCGCGACCAGCGUGUUUCUAUUUACACGUCAGCUUGACACGUCAGCUUGCAGUUCUCGGCUGUCUGUUUUCACGUCCGGUGCUCGAGGUAACGACGUCCCCGGACAGGUGUCGUAUUUCCGACAACCUCGGAUCUUUGCUGAUCGCUCUCCUCUUCAUUGUGAUCAUGCGUGUAGGAAUAUGAUGAAGCCAGGCAGGAGUGUAGAGGACACACACUAGUUUGAACGGGCGAUAUCUAAGAGAGGGAGGAGGUGGGUCGGUUUUUCAUGGAACAGCUUCAGAUCAUCUGCGGAUCGUUUUCUUGGUCAUUGUAUGUAUUCGUUUUUCACGCAACAGCUUCAGAUCAUGUGCGCAUCAUUCUCUCGGUCAUUGUAUGUAUUUCGGUUUGCACGUGGUCGACCCUUACGAUGGCGCGCAGCGAAACGGGAGGGAGCGUCCUUUGCGUGGUCCUGCGCCCUAUGAUACUCGUUAUUUGGAGCUUUUGGUAUUCGUUUUUUUGGCUAUCGGUAGUGCUAGUUUAACUUUUGACCCUCGUCUGUCGGAGGGCAAUUAUAGAAAUGUGAUUCAGAGACCGCACGCGGUGCUGGUAGGUGUCUAGGCUCAGAACAGCGUAUUACGACGGCAGGGAUGGGAUGCGCUAUGGUGCGGCGGCUUCUUUGGGCUUCCUGUCCGAUUAUGUUUGAGUCUUACAGUAUAUGAACGGACGUGAUUAGUGGUUUACACAACUGAGAUCAGCGGCGGAUUCAGCGCCUCUUUAAACAUCCAUUGAAUUAGGAAGGUGGUCAGACGGUUCCCGUACGGUCCUCGAUCACGGCUUUUGCUCCGCCGCCGAAGUAGAGACUGAAGGGGAGAGAAGGAGAAGUAGAGAGGAGUUUGGAAGGGGUUAUGAGAAUCACGGCGAGGCCUAAGAAUGCGUCGAGAGAGGCGGAAAAGAAAAAUAGUGUACUGUGGGUGGAGAAGCAGCAGGAAUGAGGUAGGGAGCUCCUAUCGAAGGCUAUGAAAGUUUAUCUCGGAUGGUCGGUUGUCGUGAGCAUGCUCAUUACAUGUAUAGAGAUCCUUGUGUCGAUUUUCAGCGAGUGGAUGGCGAGUUGUGCGUGGCAACUGUAAAAAUUAGAGAAUGAUUGAUGAUCGUGUCUGGCUUUCAGGGGCGUGUGCUUGUCGGCGAGUGGUUUUUGGUGUUUCUUGUUUUUAUGUUCUUUGGAUUGCGUUGCUCAUGUCGACGAGUAUGCGUGACCACCAUUGAUGUCGUCUAUGAUGGCGUGUAUGUCGCUUCUUGUCAAAUUUUUACGCAUUUUUCGGCAUUUCCUGGGCGCAGUUUCGGCGUUGUGUUUUUUUUUACGCAUUUUUCGGCAUUUCCUGGGCGCAGUUUUGGGGUCUUUUUUUUUUUUUUUUCAACCGAAAUCGGUGAGGGUGGCUAUUGGCGGGAACCCGGGGUAAGCCCUCGGUAAGCCCUGACGAUCGAUUUCGGUUGGAGAAAAAACGACGAAGUCGUCGCGGCCAGGAACAGUGCAAUCGCCAUACGCGAGAUGUCUUUCCCGUCUUCACCAGAAGAGUGCUCGGUAACUGUGUAUCUGGACUGGAAGUUGCAGCAAAUACAGCUAUAAUGACCGGGCCGUGUGGAUGAGGGAGGUGGUGGGGAGAAACAACAACUCCGUCCUACGAAUGGACCCGAAUACAACGUACUUCCAUCAUAGCUGUUGUAUUUCGGUGAACUUUCAGAGUAAAUAGGUAGUAAAUCAUUAUCAGUAUAAUAGCUGUGUAUCUGGACUGGAAGUUGCAGCAAAUACAGCUAUAAUGACGGGGCCGUGUGGAUGAGGGAGGUGGUGGGGAGAACAGCAACUCGUCCUAUCAUUGGACCCGAAUACAACGUACCGCCAUUAUAGGUGUCGUAUUUCGGUUAGCUUUCAGUGUAAAAUUGUAAAUAGGUAGUAAAUCAUUAUUUCUCGAUUUAUGCGUGUCAUCCUUGCGCAGGGGCCAUGGUAAUCUUCUCUGUAUCGUUCCAAUUUUAACGGAUGUCCCGAAGGACUAGUAAAUCAUUAUUACUAGUAGUAUAAGGGCCAGAUCCCACGAGCCCCUAUUGUUCAUUUCUGACCGUUGAUCUUCGUAAUCGAGGGUGAAAAAUGAAUAAUGCAGGGUAGUGGGAUCUGACCCUAAUAGCCGGGUGAACACGCGUAGUCAUUCUUCCGAUACAAUGGGGGACGGAGGUGUGGGGAGAAAAACUACUGAUCGAGGGGAAAACGGACAGCACUGCAUAUUCAGGGGAAUGCAGUCGGAGUAAUAGUCGUCGUAAAGAAGGUACUAUGACCGGGGGCCAUGUCCCACUACCGGGGGUUUAGUUCAUGUGUUUUUUUUUGUUUUUUUUUUUGUAGUUCAUGUUUCGUGUAUACUUGAAACCAAUCUCGACAAGUGGGACAUGGACCCGGUAUUGAGGGGAAAAAAAAACAACGCUCCAUUCGGGGGAUCACAUGGGAGGACUCGUCGUAGAGGAAGAAGGUACUUCGACUGGGAUAACGCUGAUGGUGCUGAAAGGUGGAUGGAGAAUCUGCGUUUGUGCAGACAGAACGGUGGGGAAAUUUUUAUGGAGUAGGGGACCUUUUUGUCGAGUAGAGGGGUUGAGUUCUUUCCUUGAUGGUCUGUCAUCAAGGAGUUGUGGGGAGGAAGCACUGAAGCAGUGAUAGCGCCAUGAUUCUAUGGGGUGGACCCAACUUCGCCGCUUUCGUGGAGCUUCGUGGAAAAGAAUUGGCGGGGGAUCCUUUUUGACCCCCUACCGGUGUGGGAAAGGGUAUGGAAAGUCAUUCUGGACAGCAUUUUAGGACCCCACUGGUUAUGAA